AAGUGCAACUCUAACAGGUAAAUUGGUCAGAUUAACGCACAUCAAACACUGUCAGGUUUUACUGGGUAAACAAUAACUUCUGUUCUCCAGAAAGAACAGACCGCAGCUGCCUUUCCUUUCGUCUUCAGAAGACUUCAACUGCUCGCACAAUCAGCCGACAUGAAUGGCAAGAUGAAUUUGGAGGAAUACUUUAAAAGAAUUGGUUUCCAUGGCUCUUUUGAUAAGCCGGAUCUUGCAACACUGAAGCUGAUUCACAAACUGCACGUCAUGUCAAUUCCUUUUGAGAACCUCAGCAUUCACUGUGGUGAGAGGAUCAUCAUGGACCUUGAGGUCAUUUUCAACAAGGUAGUGAGGAGCAGCCGUGGCGGUUGGUGCUUUGAGAACAACCUCCUGUUUGGCUGGGUGCUGAGAGAAAUGGGCUACGACACCACAAUGCUGGGCUCCACAGUUUUCAUCCAAGUCCUUAAUUCUUUUGACCCCAUUGAAUGUCAUCUCAUCAACAAGGUCAUCAUUGAUGGAAAGGCUUAUAUAGCAGAUGUAAGCCAUGGGAUGUCUUCUCAAGUGUGGGAGCCCCUGGAGCUUGUCUCUGCAAAGGACCAACCUCAGGCAGCAGGUGUUUUUCGCCUCAUAGACAAGGGGGACAUCUGGGUGCUGGAGAAAACUGGUAGAAAGCCAGAGAUUCUCAAUCCAGACUUUGCAAAAUCAAGUCUGGUGGACUGGAAGGUAACAAAGCAGAUCUAUGGCUUCACCUUGGUGCCUUGUGAGGUUGAUCAUUUCUUGGAGACAAACCACACACUCCAGACAGAUCCUGCUUCACUGUUCAUCAGGAAGUCCAUCUGCUCUUUGCAGACACCAACAGGAUUCAGAGCCCUUCUUGGCUGGACCUACAGUGAGGUCACCUACAAACCUGAGGAAGGUGUUGAUGUCUUUGACAUGAGGAACAUAACAGAUGAUGAGAUAGAGCAAAUUCUGAGGGAAAAAUUCAAUGUAAAGCUGCAGAACAAACUGCAGCCUGCAAAUAAAGCAUGUUACACACAAUCCUGCACAUAUUCUCUUUUUAAAGUGAACUGGAAAGAUCUCACAGCCUGUGCUGAUUUCAUGACUAACGGACAGCUUAGUAAAGAAUUCUAACAAUGCUUUGGAUCACAGUUUUCUACAAUGAAAAUCAUGCAAUUGUAUUGCAGCUGACAAAGGACAAAAAAUGGACAACAUGUAUUGGAUUUAUGGGUUUGGUAUAUGUGUAAGAGUAAAGCAUCUUGAGAUGAUGUAAGGCACAGACAUGCUGUUCUUAAGGACAGUAUUAAUAACCAAAGAAAAGUUGUUUUCAAUCUGUAAAAUCUACUUCAAAGCAAUGUUGAUUGCCAUUAUUAUAUACUUUUAUAACUUUGUUAUGCCAGUGUUAUCUGCUAAGAUUUUAUGUAUUAUCAAGUCAUAGGCUAUGAUAAUGGAAACUGUUGUGCCAGGGUGUUCCAGAUUUAGUCUCAUCUGUAUUGUGUAAUCGAUCAUAUAUCACCGUACUUAAAUAUUUGUCUAUAUGCUCGUCAACUUUUGUAUUUUUUCUUCUGAAACACAGCAGAGUCUGUGAUUUUGUCAGAUGGCUGGAGAAGGAAACUGACAUACAUAAAGAGAGUAUAUUGUUGAAGGAAACUGGUUUAUUUACAUAAUCAAUGCAUAAUGUGUUUAUGUUAAUGUUAAUACACAUAUUAUUUGCACAACUUAUGUGUGUUCAUUUUAAUCAUAAGAGAAUAUGAAGCAGAGAGGACCAGAAAAUAAGCGGACAAAGAAAAUUAGAAGAUCAUCUUGACCUGUGAAUACCAGAGUGUAUGAGUAACAAAACACGUUAGUGAAGGAACAACAGAGACACUGUUUGUAUAAUAUAGGAUAGGCCUGUGCUAAAAACAAGCCUCCUAAGGGGAGGUGGCGGUUAGAAAGAGUUUCAGUUAUAUACGGUAGUAACCUUGUGAGUAAAACUGUAAUGUCACAUCAUCUCCUUUUUAAAUUCAUAACCAAUCAGGGACAUCCUGCUCAUUUGGAGGAGUGCAGCAUGACAGGUUUAAAUAUUUGUGUUCUUUGUCUGCACUCUGAAUCCACACCCUUCAUAUUUACGGAUCUGUUUUAAGCUUAUGUGUAAGUCUAAAAUAUGAACCACUUUGUUCUCAAGAGACAGAG
This is a messenger RNA of Epinephelus fuscoguttatus (brown-marbled grouper), 2169 nucleotides long. RefSeq names its product arylamine N-acetyltransferase, pineal gland isozyme NAT-10-like. The transcript has 2 exons. The record is from RefSeq and is a predicted model, not a curated record. Gene Ontology annotation, molecular function: acetyltransferase activity. NCBI's taxonomy places the organism in Eukaryota, Metazoa, Chordata, Actinopteri, Perciformes, Serranidae. Bases 160 to 1131 code for a protein of 323 amino acids.